GCGGUGGGGGUGGGGCGUGGGUUUUAUGAGCAGAAGCCAGAAGAGAUGGGAUGGGCUUCCGUCCAACCAAAGCCCACCGAAACAGUACAGUUGUUAUCCAUUCGACUCGUUAUUCUCGGUCGCUUCCACACCGCCGCAUCGCUGCGGCCUCCGGUCUUAGCGGUGCCUCCCCAGUCCCCGGCGGCCGGCGCUGCGUCCUCUCGGCUUCAUCUCUUUCAGCGCCCCUCUUCGCAGGUCAUGUCCUCGUACUUCGUUGGAUUAGCGACACCGGCGCAGAGAAGGUGUCGCUGGUGCGCUGCAGAGGAGCAGCCACCAGAUCAGAAGAGGACGAGAGCCAGAGCCCAGAGAUCAUACAAAUGAAAAAAGAAAGAGGUGGAUCUGAAAUCCUUAUGACAAAAAUCUUCAGGUGGAGGAGGGUGGGAGGUGGGGGAAUCUACAAUGCGGGAGGAAUACAGAACAGGCAAGCAUAUGUGACCCAUGACUUCAUGAGGGAACAAUCUGGCCUGAGGAAAAAGAAGAAGAAAAGAGGAGAGCUGGUAGAUCUUGAUCCGAUGGCUAACAUUUGUUGCCUGAAAAGAAAACUUGAAAAAUAGGCAUCUGAAUUUGAGUAACUCCCAAAUUUAUUUUCCCUACAGUCUCAUAUUGCAAAGAACUUACCAGCUUUAUAACUGUAGUGAUCGUCUAUUCUAUUUCUACGAUCAGGAGUAGUUUCUAUGGCAGUGAUCUUUUAUUUCUGCAUCUAUAAUCAGAAGUAGUAGUGUGCUGUCUAUGUGAUGUAUAUCCUGUCGACCUGUCCUGUAUGUCUCUAUUCACUUCUGCUAUCAUCCUCACUUUUGGUGCUUACUUAUUUUACUUUUACUGACUUUAGAGUUUAAACAAUCAUAUUUGAUUGCUGAUUCAUGUCUAUAGUAUUAGUUUAACAAUCCCGUUCUUAUUACUGCAGUCCUGAACAAAGUUUCUCUUUUAUUAUUAUCCAUAACAUCUUUUUGUAAACAGACAACAGACAUACAACUUGGUUUUGCUGUUUUCCAGUGCACAAUGUGUUGAACCGCUCGCUUAACUUCUCAACGCCACUGUGCAAGUCCAUCUGGUAUUCUGAAUUCUGAUGGCAGUGACACAAUGACUAGGUUGAUCAGCUCUAGCUACAUGAUGAAGCACCAGCAGCUUAAGGUGUUCCUUUCCAUGCUGGUUACCACAGGCACUGGUGUUCGAGUAGCCAUCUAUCAGUCUACGUGGUUGUUUUCCUACAAACGAAGAUUGCAUCUGCAUGGUAUGAAAUGCUCGAGACAGCAUGAAUUCAAAUACCUCCUGUCCAUGAGAUUUCUUGCUUUUCCAUUGCAUUUUGAGAAAUUUAGGCUAGAGCUUCAGUCCUGUAUUGUCCAUUCAAUUUGUUGUUAUUUUCUCUUGCCAUGCCUUUAUGCUUCUUGGACUUGGAUAUUGAUACAGUUAUAACUAACUACUGACACUGACCUUGGAAGCCAUUUUGAACUAAAGAUGCAGGUUUAGUUUAUAAUUACUGCAACUAACCAGUUUAUAACAUCUGAAGUUUAUUCAUAGACUCCUCUGUUGCAGUUUAUAACAUCUGAAGUUUAAUUUAUAGACUUCUCUGUUCAACAGAGCAUCGAUGGCAUCUGAGUAUUUGUCUAUGAUUCUGAUCGUGAAACUAAUGGUGCCUAUUGGUGAAGACAGUUGCUAGUGAUGAUAACUCCAUCAUAAACUACUUGUCUCCAGCUUGAGUAUUGACUACGGAUAACUUGAGUAAGGGAAGAAAAGUAGAAGAUCCCAGUUGUUUGUUUUGCUAUGAAACAGAGUCUAGUUAACCUCUCUUUUUUGAUAGUGUAGUGGCUAAACAGCUUUGGGCUACUAAAUCCAAGCUGCUUAAAGUAGAGGUUGGUUGUAGGUUUGAUUCUAUUGGCAAGAUGUGGUUUAAUAACAAGAAACUCCUGAUUCAAAAUUGCAUUUC
Molecule: messenger RNA, 1963 nt
Organism: Sorghum bicolor (sorghum)
Lineage: Eukaryota; Viridiplantae; Streptophyta; Magnoliopsida; Poales; Poaceae
Exons: 3
Coding region: 51-593 (180 amino acids)
Source: RefSeq, a predicted model, not a curated record